Messenger RNA from Silurus meridionalis, 3268 nucleotides. RefSeq names its product armadillo repeat containing 8 (gene armc8). Lineage: Eukaryota; Metazoa; Chordata; Actinopteri; Siluriformes; Siluridae. The coding region runs from base 82 to 2124 and encodes 680 amino acids. Gene Ontology annotation, cellular component: GID complex. Gene Ontology annotation, molecular function: protein binding. Gene Ontology annotation, biological process: proteasome-mediated ubiquitin-dependent protein catabolic process. The record is from RefSeq and is a predicted model, not a curated record. The transcript has 22 exons.
GUUGCAGGUGUAGCUGACAGGUCGGGGCGGACGUGUGGAAAGUGCGUAUGCGGAUCGUCUCUCGCUCAGGGGGAGAGAGACAUGGCGUGCUUGCUGGAGGCCCCUCUACGCAUCAGCGUGUUAUCGGAAGUCACAGCCACCAGUCGCCAUUAUGUUGACCGGCUCUUCGACCCCGACCCACAGAAAGUGCUCCAGGGAGUCAUCGACAUGAAGAACGCUGUUAUUGGAAACAACAAACAGAAGGCCAACUUGAUAGUGUUGGGAGCUGUGCCCAGGCUCUUGUACUUACUCCAGCAGAGCUCAUCCAGUGCGGGGUUGAGGACAGAGUGUGCAGUGGUGUUAGGCAGCCUGGCCAUGGGCACCGAGAACAACAUCAAGUCCCUGGUGGACUGUCACAUCAUCCCCGCGCUGCUGCAAGGUCUCUUGUGUCCUGACCUGGUCUUUAUCGAGUCGUGUCUGCGCUGCUUAAGAACAGUGUUCAUCAGUCCUGUCACGCCGGUGCAGCUACUCUACACGGACCCCACUGUGAUCCCUCACCUGAUGUCUCUACUGAGCCGGUCCCAGCGCACACAGGAGUACAUCACCCAGAUCUUUUCUCACUGCUGCAAGACUGCAGAGCAUCAGACAGUUUUGUUCAACAACGGUGCAAUCGAGAACAUCGCGCCACUGCUCACUUCACCAUCCUAUAAGGUGCGCAUGCAGGCGUUAAAAUGUUUCUCCGUCCUUGCAUACGAGAACCCUCAGGUCUCCAUGACGCUGGUGAAUGUGCCGGUGGACAGCGAGCUGCUCUCUCAGGUUUUUGUGCGGAUGAUGCAAAGAGAUAAACCCAUCGAAAUGCAGCUGACUGCAGCCAAAUGUUUAACAUACAUGUGUCGAGCAGGUGCCAUCAGGACAGAUGACAGCUGUAUCAUACUAAAGACUCUACCGUGCCUGGUGCGCAUGUGCAGUAAGGACCGUCUGUUGGAGGAGCGGGUGGAGGGGGCGGAGACGCUGGCCUACCUGCUGGAGCCGGAUGUGGAGCUCCAGAGGAUAGCGAGCGUCACGGAUCACCUGGUGGCCAUGCUCGCCGACUACUUCAAAUACCCCAGCUCAGUCAGCGCCAUCACUGACAUCAAGAGGCUGGAUCAUGACUUGAAGCACGCACAUGAGCUGAGGCAAGCAGCCUUCAAACUCUACGCCUCUCUCGGCUCUAACGAUGAAGACAUUAGGAAAAAGAUCACUGAGACGGAGAACAUGAUGGACAGGAUAGUGAGUGGCCUGUCUGAGUCCAGCAUAAAGGUCCGCUUAGCUGCUGUCAGGUGUCUGCACAGUUUGUCACGAUCGGUACAGCAGCUAAGGACAAGUUUCCAUGACCAUGCGGUGUGGAAGCCACUAAUGAAGUUGUUACAGAAUGCCCCAGAUGAAGUGCUAGUCAUGGCCUCUUCAACACUAUGCAACCUGCUACUGGAGUUUUCACCCAGCAAAGAGCCCAUCAUGGAGUCUGGAGUGAUCAAUUUGCUAUGCAGCUUAACACAAAGCGACAGUCCUGCACUGAGGGUUAACGGCAUCUGGGCUCUCAUGAACAUGGCUUUCCAGGCUGAUCAAAAAGUCAAGGUGGAGAUCAUGAGAGCGCUCGGGACAGAACAACUUUUCCGGCUCCUCUCGGACCCCGACACCAACGUGCUCAUGAAGACCCUGGGACUGUUACGCAAUCUGCUCUCGACACGACCGCACAUAGACCAGAUCAUGAGCUCCCAUGGGAAGCAGAUCAUGCAGGCAGUCACACUGAUCCUGGAGGGAGAGCACAGCAUAGAGGUUAAAGAACAGACGUUGUGCAUACUGGCCAACAUCGCCGACGGAAACACAGCCAAGGAGCUCAUCAUGACGAACGACGACAUGCUUCAGAAAGUCAAGUACUACAUGGGGCAUUCCAAUGUGAAGCUCCAGCUGGCUGCCACCUUCUGCAUUUCCAACCUGGUGUGGAACGAGGAGGACGGUGAGGGUGGAAGAAAAAACGGUUCCCAAGAAAGACAAGAUAAAUUGCGGGAAAUGGGUUUUGUAGAUAUUUUACACAAACUCACCCAAGCAUCAGAUUCUAACCUCAGUGACAGAGCAAAGACAGCGAUGCAGCAGUACUUGGCAUGACCCCGAGCGAAGGCAGCCAUGACUGAGAGGAUUGACGUCCCCUAGCCUCUCUUUUCUUUUGAGUUUUUUUUGGUUUUGUUGUUGUUGUUGCACAAGACACCUUUCGAACCUGCGGAGAAUCUUUCACACAAUGCGAUAAACUAGAGAUCUGAUUGCCAGGGGCAAUGGAACGCUUGCGGAGAUGUCUUCUACUUUUUUGUGCUGAACUCAUAGAAGAUGGGUUUUGUGGCUUUUUUUCUGUUGGGUUGAAAUUUUUUUUUGGGGGGGGAUUUUGAAAAGUGAUUCGGUAAAAAAAGAAAACCCUGCAAAAAAAAGGACUUUGAUCUGCUUGUGCUGCAGUGCCACCCGGUGGUUUGGAUGCUUUGGUGCUUCGGACUUCGUCUCACACUGCUAAGCUGAACAGACUAACGGCAGGGUGAAAGGGAGCGCCGUCUCCUGAUUUCAGUUGGCUGACUUGUUAUUGUUCUUAUCAUAAUUAUUAACAUUAAUUAUUAAUGAAAAAAAAAAGACUGCUUUUUGUGGACACAUACCUCGUAAAUAUUUCUCGCUCUCUAAAUAUAUAUAUAUAAAUAUAUAUAAAUAUAUUUUUUGAUUUAUAAACCCCUCCCCCCAGAUUUUUUUUUCGUGUGUUUUUUUUUCCAUUAAAUGAUCAUUUGUAUGAUUAUUACUGAAUUGUUUGACGAUAUGAAGCAGGAGCUGUGAAAACUGUUCUUGUGGGGGUGAAUUGAGCAGACCUGCAUUAAAAAUAAUAUAAAUAUGUAAAAAAAAAAAAAAAAGUCACCAAACAUAAAAGUGUGCUUCAAAUGCCUUUAAUUUCUGCUUUGCAACUUGCAUCUCCAGACUGGACAAUUCUUCUUAUUUCUUCACUAAUUUAUGAAAUUAGUUUAUUGAUUGAAAUUAUUUUUAAUGACGUUCUGUGAACGUUCCCCCCGGCACCUGUUACCUGAAUUGCAGAAUAUAUAUCGAAGACUGGGACUAACAGGUGGGAAGCUUCUGCUGUUGGUUGUACUGUUGUACUUGUUGUUCUCUUGAGCAGAGUCUGCCUCAGUUUUUCCUUUAACCUCCAGCGUUCACUCCUUUCUUUUGGAAAUUGACAUUGAAUGUUCCCAUUGAAAUAUAUGCAGACCACUGCCACGGAGCCGGC